CUGACCUUAAAAUGUCGAUUUUUUAGAUGUGAAGUGAGCCAAUCAGUUAAAGGUGAUUUGAUACCUAGUCGUUUGAGCUUAUUGAUAAGACAUAUGGUUGACCCUACCGAAAGCUUUUGAGAAGUCAAGUUAAAUGAUGUCAACCCCCCCUUGCGAUGAAAGAUGGUUGUCCAUCUGUCCACCAUAGUCAGCAGGUUAGUUAUACAGGAAUGACCUUUCCUGAAACCGUGCUGUUGGUGUGAAAAACGGUUUAAGGAUAGUAAGUAGUCGUGUAUACCGUCGCAUGGUAGGGAUUCCAUGAUUUUUGAAGGUAUAGGGAGAAGAGCAACCGGUCGGUAUCUUGGCAGUUUGCUGCGUCGACCUCCUUCGAAAAUUGGUGUGAUGUGAGCCAGCUUCCAAGUUUCCGGCAAUGUACCUCGGCUUAGCGACUGUGAGAACAUCACGCUAAGUGGUGUUGCCAGGAUUGAAGCUGCUUCACUCAGUAUACCAGAAUGAGCCAUAUCCGGACCAGAAGUGUCCUGUUAGGUGCUGCAGUUUCCGGUAUACCAAGUCAGCGCUCAGGUUUACUUCGGAAAGUCCUGUGCAGUUGCAGAUGAGGCUUUCAUCAAUAUGGUUAGUGUGGGUCGGUUGAAAUGUCCGGGAGUACUGUUCAACCAGAAGAUUAGCGGCGUCAACAUUGUUAUUGGUCGGAAUUUUAGGACCUAGCAGUUGUGAAACUCCAGUUUUAGCUUGUUGAAGAGAGACUACAUAUUAGAAUAAGCUCUUGGGUCUAUAUGUUUCGGAUUGAAAGACAUGCUUUAUAAUAUGAAAUAUUUGUGGUGUUUUUAAACCAAAAUCGUUUAAUUAACCACUCUAAGGCUUCGGUUUUUGUUUAAGGUUUUGCUGUUGGGCUGUUUUUUGCGUACUAAGAUUUAUUGAUUGGAAUUACUUUCUAUUUAGUUCUGUCCCUCUCUUUUUGUAUGUCCUGUUAUCAUCUCCAUGUCGUGAUAGCAUGGCAUGGGAGUGUACCUCAAUGCACAGGUUGUGCCAUGUUGUAUUUUGGUGAUAUCCGUCUGUUUGUGGAACUAUAGCUGGUUGGGUUGCUCUUUGUUUAGUUACUACCGCUUUGAGUCAAAUUAGUGUAUGAGUUUUCGAGUUGGAGAGCGAAAUUCCGGCCUACGUAUUUUUUUGAAUCCAUGUCCUAAAAGCUCCAAGGUUGCAAUUAUAAAACCGCGCUAUCCUAUCAAUUUUUCACAACGUCCAUUUCUGUACACUUUGACAAAUCUGGAAACAAGUUUCAUCAGCCAAAUUUAUGGUUUAUCGGUUCCCAAGUUUAGUGUCUUCGAGACACGUAUGUCAGGAAAACGUGUAUUCGCUUGUAUAUCUACAUCUUAACAUCACGUCCAUCCUGGGCUUCAUUGGUUAAUUUAUUUACUGUCACUGUUUCAUUUUCACUUGAGUGCUCCAUACAGCCUUUUUAUUUUAUCUAUUUUGAUCUUCCUGUGAAAUAUAAUUGUUGCAACCUACCCUGGUCGUGAUUCUAAACUUUGGUUUGGCACUGAGUACACAUUUUAAGGGGGUCGAUGAAUUGUGGAUAUAAAAUCAUUUACCAAAAUUAUCUUCCGUGCAAUGAAGUUUAAUCAAACAUCUGUGGAUUCAUCGUUGGGUAGUCUUUCUGUAUCGUCCGCUGUCAAUCGAUCAUAUGACUCAUUCUUGAAUAAUGUGGAUACACAACCGGGUGCACUACUUUCUGAACUUUUGUCAGAUUGUACACCACUUGACUGUCUUGUUUCAAGCACUUUGCAAUCAUCCAAUAGUCAAGACAAUAUAUCUUUGUCACUCUAUGGAGUAACAUCAUCUUCCAAUAGUAAUGAUAAUAAUAAUAGUAGUAAUGGUAAUAAUAACAUUACGAAUACUAUUGGUAAUAUGAAUGGAAUUUAUGUUCCAAUAAAUUCUAAUUCACAUGAUUGCUAUAGAAAAAAUUCUACAAUUGAAUUAAAAUCUGAUCCAGAUAUAUCAUCUAAACUUAUUGAAGAACAGUCCAAAGAUGGUGGUGUACUGUCAGUGACAUCGAAACUUGAUGAUUCUAUUAAAGGUUCAAUUUUCUCUGACCGUUAUGAUGCAGAUAAAAAUAGCAGCACUAGUAAUGUCACUUCCACUACUAAUACUACUGCGGUUACUACUACUUCUACAACAACAACAACAACUACUGCUAUCGUUAUUAAUAAUAAUUAUUAUGAAUCAGAUAUUAAACACUAUACAAAUACAUCACCAACAUUGAAUCAACCCACCAUAGUUUCAUUAUCACUAACAACAACACCGACAUCAGUCAUAAAUCAAGCCGCUUUAAUUGCAGCUGCCUUAGCGAAAGCAUCUGCGGACAAGACAAUGAAUGGUCCUUUCUCACUAAUUGAACGUACUACUACCAUACCACUUAAUAAUAAUACUUUAGGAAUGAUGAAUAAUAAAUCACGUAGAAAUUCAUUAACAGUACCAAAUCAUAAUAUACAUUUAUCAUCAUUAGAUGAUCAAAGUAAAUUAAUUAGUCAAAAAACCUCUAGUUCUGAAAAACACUUUAUUGAACAAAUUAGUUCAAAUGAUGAACAAAGUCCUAAUCGUCUUCGUUCUUCAGAAGAAUUUGAUAAUCUAUUGGAUUCAAAUACACCUAUAUUAGAUUUCACUUUCUCCGAUGUACAGUAUUGGUGUAGUGUCUUUUAUUAUGAAUUAAAUACUCGUGUUGGUGAUGCAUUUCAUGCUGGUCGCCCAACGUUAACAAUUGAUGGCUUUACUGAGCCAUGCUAUCGUUCCGAUCGAUUCAGUUUAGGCAGCUUAAGUCACGUUAAUCGACCCUUGCAAGUUGAGAUGACUAGAAGACAUAUUGGUCGUGGAAUACGAUUACAUCAUAUCGGUAGUGAAGUUUACCUUGAAUGCUUAAGUGAUGCUGCGGUUUUUGUUCAGUCACCAAGUUGUAAUCGUUUUUACAGUUGGCAUCCAGCAACUGUUGUCAAAGUCCCACCAAAGUGUAAUUUAAAACUUUUUGAUAGUACAGCAUUCGCUAGUCAAUUAGCUGAUAAUAUGUCACGUAGUUAUGAAUCUGUCUUUUCACUAACUCAUAUGUGUUCAAUACGUGUUAGUUUUGUGAAAGGUUGGGGAGCAGAAUACAGAAGACAAACAAUAACCAGUACACCAUGUUGGAUAGAAGUACAUUUAAAUGGACCAUUAAAAUGGCUUGAUCGUGUACUUCGACAAAUGGGUUCACCAACACUUCCAUGUACAUCAGUGAGCUGAGAAAAAAAAUUUUGAAAGAAAAAAAAACUAAAUCAGAACACACCCAAUCGAUCUCAUUCACUUGUUUUAUUGUAUUAUAUUAUUACUAUUAAUUAAUCUUCACGGCUGGUAACUAGACACACACACACAUGCACACGCACACAAUCAUCAUCAUUAAUCCCAUCCUUAUUUGUUCACUACAUAUGUUUUGUUUUUAAAAUGUCUGUUCUUCUUUGGUUUCUCCAACGGAAAGAAUGUAAACGAGAAAGAUUUACUACUAAUGAAAUGAUAAUGUAAUUAACAUUUAUAUUUAUAUAUAUAUAACUAUUCGUAUCUCCUGUUUUAAUGUUUAGUAUGUAAGUUUUUUUAAUGAUUCUUUGUCAGUCUAUUGAAGUUAAUUCUGUCAUUUCAGCUAGCAUUUACGCUAUACUUAAAAAUAAUAAUAGUAUUGAAGAUUUUAGCCGAACACUUAAAGAAUGGUGUAAUAUAUACAUAUGCAUAUAUAUGUACACUUGAUCUAGGAAUAAUGAAUGAAUGAUUUGGAUAUAUUUCUAUUGAAUUAGCAGCAUAGAUCAUUUUAUUAAAUCUUUUUUUUGUGUGUUCCCCAUAGAUUUUUUUUAUUGAUUUGUUCUUCCCUCUUUUGGUUAUCCGUUUCUCUGGCUUCUUAGUAUUCUAUUUCUUUUUGUCUUGCAGUUGAGUCGAUAUUCUGUGUACGUGUACUACUACAUAUUACCAUUAAUGUUUGUAAUACUGAUAACACAAACUCUGAAUAAUAACGUGUUAUACAGCUUAUAUUAAACAAUAGUAAUGUGUGAAUGUAUUAUUUUGGUCUACGUAUACACAUUUAUUUAUUCAUUUUGUCUGUUUUCUCCAAGUUGAUUAUUCGUUGGUUUGUACAAAAGUGUAUCUCUCUCUUCUUUUUUUCCUUUCGAAUGUUUCUCUCCGAAUACUAAGUAUUGUUUACCUAUAGACAGACAAGUAAAGUACAUUUGAGUAAACAAAUGAGUGUCCUAUCUAUUCAUUCAACUUUAAAUUAGUGCACUUUUCUUCUUGUUCUGCGCUGCCGAUUCUUUGUUUAUUUUGCUUAUCUUAAUAAAAAUACCCUGUUGCGGAUAUUAUUUUUCUAAACUUACGUAUGUUUUCUUCCCCCUUAUAUAUAUGUACACGCGAACUUUUCUUUUUUUGUCAUCCAAAGUUUUAUUAUCAUCAUCGAUUUUAUUAUUUAUAAUUAUGUUGAAAUUCUUUCCUUUAAAGAGUAUUUAAAAAUGG
Molecule: messenger RNA, 4515 nt
Organism: Schistosoma rodhaini
Lineage: Eukaryota; Metazoa; Platyhelminthes; Trematoda; Strigeidida; Schistosomatidae
Source: the annotation of a GenBank genome assembly